This is a messenger RNA of Lepus europaeus (European hare), 1345 nucleotides long. Its product is annotated as olfactory receptor 1F1. Lineage: Eukaryota; Metazoa; Chordata; Mammalia; Lagomorpha; Leporidae. The record is from RefSeq and is a predicted model, not a curated record. Bases 328 to 1266 code for a protein of 312 amino acids. The transcript has a single exon. Gene Ontology annotation, molecular function: olfactory receptor activity; G protein-coupled receptor activity. Gene Ontology annotation, cellular component: membrane. Gene Ontology annotation, biological process: G protein-coupled receptor signaling pathway.
GGCAGCACCACUGCCUCUAGUGACCCGGGCAGUGCCGUGUUGGCUUCUCGCUGUGCACCUGUCUCUAUGGCAAUGGCUCACUGUAGGUUCUCUUGACCUCGGUACAAAUAGAGAAGCCUCUAUCGAUAUCUUAAACAUGUAACGCUGCAUAUAACUUUGUUGUAAAAACAAAGUGCCGAGAGAACCACCAUUGUUGUCUGCGUGAAUUCCCGUGAGCAAAUGUUCUCAUUUUGCUAGUGAGGGCGUGGAGACCCAGGGCCCCUGCCUCACCUGACCCGAGCUUUUGAACUGAUCCUGCUUUGGCUCCUGGUCCCGGCACCCAGGCCCAUGGGAGGGGCCAACGAGUCGAGCGUCUCCGAGUUCCUCCUCCUGGGACUCUCGCGGCAGCCCCAGCAGCAGCGGCUGCUCUUUGUGCUCUUCCUGAGCAUGUACCUGGCCACGGUCCUGGGGAACCUGCUCAUCGUCCUGGCCAUCGGCACAGACUCCCGCCUGCACACCCCCAUGUACUUCUUCCUCAGCAACCUGUCCUUCGUGGACGUCUGCUUCUCCUCCACCACCGUCCCCAAGAUGCUGGCCAAUCACGCCCUCGGCACCCAGGCCAUCUCCUACUCUGGCUGUCUCACGCAGAUGUACUUUCUCUUCAUGUUCGUGGACAUGGACAAUUUCCUCCUGGCCGUGAUGGCCUAUGACCGCUUUGUCGCUGUGUGCCACCCCUUACAUUACACGGCGAGGAUGACCCGCCAGCUCUGUGUCCUGCUGGUCGCAGGGUCCUGGGUCAUUGCCAACAUGAAUGUCCUGUUGCACACCCUGCUGAUGGCACGACUGUCAUUCUGUGGGGACAACGCCAUCCCCCACUUCUUCUGUGAUGUGACUCCUCUCCUGAAGCUCUCCUGCUCGGACACCUGGCUCAAUGAGGCGAUGAUUCUGACUGAGGGGGCCCUGGUCAUGAUCGCCCCGUUUGUCUGCAUCCUGGCUUCCUACGCCCACAUCACCUGUGCUGUGCUGAGGGUGCCGUCCACGCGGGGCAGGUGGAAAGCCUUCUCCACCUGCGGCUCGCACCUGGCAGUGGUUUCCCUCUUCUAUGGCACCAUCAUCGCUGUGUAUUUCAGCCCUUCGUCCUCGCACUCGGCUGAGAAGGACACCGCGGCCACCGUGCUGUACACGGUGGUGACCCCCAUGCUGAACCCCUUCAUCUACAGCCUGAGGAACCGGGACUUGAAGGCGGCGCUCAGAAGAGCGGUCGGCAGCAAGACGUCUUCUGCCUGAUGAGAGAAUCCCAAGACGGAAUCUCGCUGCCAGGGAAACGUGUUUUUUGCCACUUGGGCUCCGUGUGGCGGCUGUUUGA